UAUUCGACCAGCGGUGGGCGGUUGCCACAGCUGGUUUAGGGCCCCGACUGUUAGGGCCCCUUGUCAGGAGGAGGCCGCCUCCCGGCUGGGGAGGAGAAGUCGCUGCCACCUUUGGCGGCCGCCGCGGUCCCCUGGGACUGGCUACUUCCUGGCGUCCAUCCUUGGCAGAGUUCGGGCUCCCUCCUUCAGGCCCUGCUCCCCUUCCUGGUGUCACUUCUCCCGCUGGGCCGGUUGAUCAGGAGGAGAUUGUUUUCCAGGGCAAGAAAUUGGACAUUUGAUGAUGUUUGACCCAGCGGCAGCAAUAGUGAGCAACGUGAUUUCCAAGCUGGGCUCAGUCUCUGGUUCUUCUGUGUUGUAGUCAUCAAGCUCAUUUUGAACCAGGAAUUCCAAUCAUGUCUGUGAUGGUGGUGAGAAAGAAGGUGACACGGAAAUGGGAGAAACUCCCAGGCAGGAACACCUUCUGCUGUGAUGGCCGUGUCAUGAUGGCCCGGCAGAAGGGCAUCUUCUACCUGACCCUCUUCCUCAUCCUGGGGACAUGUACGCUCUUCUUCGCCUUUGAGUGCCGCUACCUGGCUGUUCAGCUGUCUCCUGCCAUCCCUGUGUUUGCUGCCAUGCUUUUCCUUUUCUCCAUGGCUACAUUGUUGAGGACCAGCUUUAGUGACCCUGGCGUGAUUCCUCGGGCCCUGCCAGAUGAAGCAGCAUUCAUAGAGAUGGAGAUAGAAGCUACCAAUGGUGCGGUACCCCAGGGUCAGCGACCACCACCUCGUAUCAAGAAUUUCCAGAUAAAUAACCAGAUUGUGAAACUGAAGUACUGUUAUACAUGCAAGAUCUUCCGGCCUCCCCGGGCCUCCCAUUGCAGCAUCUGUGACAACUGUGUGGAGCGCUUCGACCAUCACUGUCCCUGGGUGGGGAAUUGUGUUGGAAAGAGGAACUACCGCUACUUCUACCUCUUCAUCCUUUCUCUCUCCCUCCUCACAAUCUAUGUCUUCGCCUUCAACAUCGUCUAUGUGGCCCUCAAAUCUUUGAAAAUUGGCUUCCUGGAGACGUUGAAAGAAACUCCUGGCACUGUUCUAGAAGUACUCAUUUGCUUUUUUACACUCUGGUCUGUCGUGGGACUGACUGGAUUUCACACUUUCCUUGUGGCUCUCAACCAGACAACCAAUGAAGACAUCAAAGGUUCAUGGACAGGGAAGAAUCGUGUCCAGAAUCCCUACAGCCAUGGCAACAUCGUGAAGAACUGCUGUGAAGUGCUGUGUGGCCCCUUGCCCCCCAGUGUGCUGGAUCGAAGGGGUAUUUUGCCACUGGAGGAAAGUGGAAGUCGACCUCCCAGUACUCAAGAGACCAGUAGCAGCCUCUUGCCACAGAGCCCGCUCCCAACAGAACACCUGAGCUCAAACGAAAUGCCGGAGGAAACCAACACUCCUGAAGAGAUGCCACCCCCAGAACCCCCAGAGCCACCACAGGAGAUGGCUGAAGCUGAGAAGUAGCCUAUCUAUGGAAGAGACUUUUGUUUAUGUUUAAUUAGGGCUAUGAGAGAUUUAAGGGGAGAAGAUUAACCUGAGACAGAGAGCAAGUAAGCUGCCCCUUUUAUUGUUUUUCUUUGAUCCGUAUCCACCCAAUUGCACACUGGCAUUUUCUUGCUGCAGGCUUUUUUUUUUUUUCUGAACUCAAGACAGUAGCAGAAGAUGUCAGUCACCUCUGGUAACUGGACAAAUGGGUCUCUUGGGCCCUGGCACUGGUUCUCCAUGGCCUCAACCACGGAGUUUCCUUGGACUUCCCUCUCUUCCUUCUAAAUCCUAGCUCUCCUGAUUGGGGUCAUUGGUCUAAUUGUGGGGUUAAAGUUUCUUGAGAUUGGCUAAAAUCCUUUCAAGCUGCUGCAUGUCAUGAGUCCAGAGGCAAUCAUGGAGACCUCUGGCCAGGAAAUGCUAACUGAGUUCUUGGGGCCUUCAGGAUUGAAGAGGAUGGAAAGUGAGGUUGGAGGAGUCUUCCAGCUACGCGAGUGCCAACAUUUCCAGCUAAUCCUUUCAGGAAUGGGGCAGGCACCUUCCACUUGUAUUUAUUCAUGUAGCUGCUCCUUUGUCCCCCCUCCACUCACUAACACUCAAGCUCUCCUCUUUUCCACUUAGAUAUGUGUAAGUAGUUGUAGUAGAGAUAACAAUUUACAUUUCUCGUAGACUACCUGGAAAUUUUUUUUUAAUACCGGUGCCAUUCUCAAUAAGAAUUUAUGAGAUGCCAGUGGUAUAGCCCCUCACACUUUCUGUCUCAUCUCUCCUCUCUCAUUAGCCUCUUUUUUUUCCUUUUGACUCGUGCUCCCAUUAGGAGCAGUAAUGGCAGUAAUAAAAGUCUGCACUUUGGUGGUUUCUUUUCCUCAGAUGAAGCCCGAGUGCUCACUUAAACACUACCCCGUCAGACUCCCUGUGUGAGGCCUGCAGAGGCCUGGAAUGCACAAAUGGGGAAUCCAAGGCACAGAGAGGCUCUCCUCUCCUCUCCUCUCCUCUCCCCCUAUGUCCCCGCAAAAAAGAAAAAAAGGAUAACCAAUACUUCCAUUAAGCCUAGGCUGAGUGAGGAGGGAAAGCCCAGCACUGCUGCCCUCCCGGGUAACCCACUCCAAGGCCUUGCCCACCUCGGGCUAUGGUAACCACACCGGGGCUUCCUCCAAGCCCCAUUCUUCCAGCACUUCCACCAACAGAGUCCCAGAGCCACUUCACCUUGGGGGUGGGCUGUGGCCCCCAGUCCACUCUGCUCAGGACCUGCUCUAUUUCAGGGAAGAAGAUUUAUGUAUUAUAUGUGGCUAUAUUUCCUAGAGCACCUGUGUUUUUCUCUUUCUAAGCCAGGGUCCUGUCUGGAUGACUUAUGGGGAGGGGGGAAAGUGUAAACCAGAACUUUUAAUCUAUUCGAAGGCAAUUAAACUGUGUCUAAUGCAAACUGCCUGCCUCCUCCUUCCCCCUUCCAUUUCCAGAACCACCAUGGGGUGUGAAUGUGUUGAUGUGUGGGGUGGGGAUGGGGGUGGGUGUUAAAAGGGGUUGCUUUUUACUUGCCAUACUUCCAUUUUCCAGGGGGCCCUUUAUGUUGGCAAGAGAGCCUGCAGACUCUCCAUUGAUCUAUACUACAUUUCUGAGCUGAAGCUCAGCUUUUACUGGUUUAUGAAGAAGGGGCUUUUAAGGCAGUAUAUAGUGUUAACAAGAUUGGGAGGGUGGGGAGUUAUAUUUAUUCUACUGAACAGAAACAAAUUCUUUCUUAGAAUAUUGUUUUUAUACAGAUGGGUGCUGUUCAUUGCAAAUGAGUCUUGGUUAUUAAAGCAGACUCACCAAGGCCUUCCUUUAGACAUAUUUUGUUAGAGGUCUUUUUCAAGUGAUGGUAUGUAUUUCUUUUUAAAUAGUCUAUAAUCAAGACUACUUGCCAAUUCCCAUCUCACCCUUCCCGUUAAUUAAUUGGAAUUAAUGAAAUUUGACUGCUCCCAGAUUUUCCUUGUAGCAUGAUUGGAAUAGAGCAAUCCUUCUCUAAUGGGGAGAGGCAGAGAGAGAGACUCAGAUUUCUCGCUUAUCUGCCUCUACUUCCCCAUUCUUUUUCUGGCUCUCUCAGUUUUGUUCUUGUAGUUAGAUUUUGGCUAGUUCAAAAAAAGGCCAAUCCAGGAGGGCUUGGAAGUUAUUAGGUUUUUCCAGGUAACCUGCCACUCCUAUGAACGCCUUUAGCCCAUCCUAGCUCAGACCACCUCCUCUCCUGGGUUAGGCUGGAUUGAUCUCCCUCUACUUACCUCAACCACUGUCCUGCUGACCCUUGGUCGGUCAAAGCAGCUUUCCUUUUCUGACGUAAAGGGCCAAGAUGGAUAUCUCUUCUCUCUGGUGUGAAAUUAUUAUUAGUUUCUGCUUUUCCAUACUCCCUGCCCUCUUUCUUUUCCUUUAUAAUUCUUCUGUGUUUAAGACCUUGACCAGAAGAUCUGUCCCAUUCAUACCAUGAACGAGCUGGGACUGUCCCUAGUCUCAGUCCUGGUCAGAGGGGAGAUUGAAGAAUUGAUCUUUCCCAUGGGAAUAGGUUGUAAAUUGUUUGGCCUUUUCAAUGGUUGACACUCUUUCCAACUCUUCCUUUCCUCCCCAUUCCUCAAGAUUCCUGUGCCCCUCACUUCCCCAGGCCAGGAUGGUUGGCACUGAUCCAAAAUCUCUGAGGGAGGGUGGAAGUUGGCUAUUUUGGGCCAUUUCUUCAUGUCCCUUGCCCUGGCUGAGGUCAUCAUCUCCCCCUUUGUUUGUCCCCCAAUGGCAGAGGUGGUUUCUAAUUCUACAGUAGCUAAAUUCCAUUCUUCCUGUCUUGACCUUCCUGCCUUUUACUGGCCCCCUUUUACUACUGACCAAAUCUCUUUACCUUGUUGGGGAAAAAAAGUAUUUUGUUUUUAAAUCUAUUUUUGAACUUAAAUGCAAUUUAAUAUGUAAAUCUCUGCACUUUUUUGUGAGCCUACAAAUGUAUAUGUGCUGGGUUUUUUCACUCUCUGGUAUUUCUUAAUAAAGAAAUCUUUCUUUUUGGGGGAAGCCAAUUAAUGAAGGAGACUUGAAUGGUUUUAGAAAUACAGGGAUGUCUGUUUCUUUGUGCUUCUGCCUCAUUUCUUUACUUGUGCCUAGUGUGAGUGCUCUGCCCCUCCCCCCAUCUUUUGACCCCUUUCUUUGAGGGCCCUUAACUUAGUGGGGCAGAGAGAGGGAGAGACCUGUCCUGUAUCUGGUACCCCUCUGGGAGCACUUGGAUUGGCUAAAGCAGUAACCUAGCAACGUAGCCCCCCGCCCUCUCUCCAUAGACUAGCCCUGUUAGUCCUUUUCUUCUAGCUCAGUUCAUUUUAUACUUCUGAGGCUGGGGCCAGGCUGGGGAAAAUCACUGAGGGAUUACAGUAAAUGGCUUUAAAAAAAAAGAUAAUUUGCUCUUGUGCCUUGGUACUACUAAAGAAGAGCACUGUUUCUCAUAAUUCACGAAGUGUUUGUGUCCGCUUUGAGAAUACAUUCUAGAAAUCUCUUUCUGCUCUUAGGAGGUAGGUUUUAGAAAUAGUGUCCAAGGCUAAAACUAUGACUAUCAUUCGUUUCAAAGGAGGCAAACCCAGUUCACAAAAAAGGAGAGCAAUGGUGGAUUUCAUGUUUUAGAUAAAUAUGAAAGGAGAAUAGGAACUAUGACUCUGCGCCUGUAAAACUUUUGAAUUAAUGUUGGUGGAAAACCCUGGUAUAAUUAGCUGGUGGUGCAGUUGGUUAACAUGCUCAGCUGGGUUUGAGUCCACCCAGAGGUGCCUUGGAAGAAAGCCCUGGAGAUCUAUUUCCAAAUAAUCAGCCAUUGAAAACCCUAUGGAUCAUAGUUCUACUCUGACAUACAUGGGGUCGCCAUGAGUCAGAAUGGACCCAACAGCAACUGGUUAAUUAUUUUACAAAUAAACACAAAAUACGUUUUUAUAGUUUUAAUAUAUACACUGAAUUUUCAGGAAUGUAACAACUGUGUCAAUUGAGGGAAGAUGGAACUUUAUUUUGUUCAGAAUUUUACCAAGAGUUUUUCAUGACUUUUGAAAAUCAUGUCACUGAUGGCAGUGCCAUUCAUAUGUAUUUAAGUUGUCAAUACAACAUACCUGUAUUAGUCUUCAUUUGUAGCGGUCGCAUUUGCAGUGAUUCUGUAUAUAGGUGGAAACACCUGACUACCUUUUUCUGUCUUUUAGUAUAGUCUUGCCUGGUUAUUUGCGUAUUGAAAUGCAUAUUACCUACUUAUAAAUUAGAUAGAGAUAGAUUGUUCCCAUCCAUUCAGCUCUGAUGCAUGGCAACCUUAUGUACGUACAACAGAAUGAAACGUUGCCCGGUCCUGCAUCAACCUCAUAAUCACCGGCAUGUUUGAAUCCAUCGUUGCAGCUAUUGUGCCAGUCCAUCUCACUGAGGGUCUCUCUCACCCUCGCUGGCCCUCUGCAUCACUACACAGGGUGUCAUCCUCUGGCGAUUGAUCCCUCCUGGUGACAUGUCCAAAGGACACAAGUUGGGCAAUGUUCUGCUGUGAUCCAUAAGGUUUUAAUUGACUGAUUUUCAGAAGUAGACUCCAGGCCCUUCCUCCAAGUCUGUCUUAGUAUGGAAGCUCCACUGAAACCUGUCUGCCAUUGGUGACCCUGCUGGUAUUUGAAAUACCAGUAGCAUAGCUUCUAGCAUCAUAGUGACAUGCAAGCCACUACAGUACAACAGACUGACAGAUGGGUGGCGGUAUUAUAAAUUACUUUCCCUUUAUUUCUCCUUUGUAUUAUAGUUAGUGUAUUUCUAUUCUAGAAAAAUUAUGUACAUAAGCAAGUUGUAUUAAAUAUGAAAUUUAUUUUAAAGUGGUAGGGGGCGCAUUACAAAAUAUUGAGUAUACCAAGGGAGGGCUGGGUCUGAUGGGAUUGAGAACCACUGGAUGAGAUCAUCUCAAAGGUCCCUUUCUCACUCUAAAUAUUUGGAAAGCUUAGAAAAUAAACAGUACCCUCCCCUCACACCUUUAUUUGCUUUUUUUUUUUUUUAAUUUUAAAAGUAAUACAUGUUCACUGCUGAAAACUGGGAAAGUGCAGAAAAGUAAAGAUUUUUUAAAAAAUCACCCAUGAACUCAUCACCAAGA
Molecule: messenger RNA, 6585 nt
Organism: Loxodonta africana (African savanna elephant)
Lineage: Eukaryota; Metazoa; Chordata; Mammalia; Proboscidea; Elephantidae
Gene: ZDHHC9
Product: zinc finger DHHC-type palmitoyltransferase 9
Exons: 11
Coding region: 393-1487 (364 amino acids)
Biological process (GO): peptidyl-L-cysteine S-palmitoylation; protein targeting to membrane
Cellular component (GO): Golgi apparatus; endoplasmic reticulum
Molecular function (GO): protein-cysteine S-palmitoyltransferase activity
Source: RefSeq, a predicted model, not a curated record